GUCUCAGCCUUCAGCGAGGCGGUUUUCCCAGAUUGGAAGUCCCGAAGAGCCGCCCCACCUCACCAAUCCAACCCCUAUAGUUCCGGGACCGACCAGCAAACCCUAGCUCCACAUCCACCCACUAGCCAUGGCGCCGGCGGCGGGGGAGGGUCCCGGCGACGAUGGGCUCCGAAAGUUGGAGUACCUGUCGCUCGUCUCCAAGGUCUGCUCGGAGCUGGAGACGCACAUCGGUGUAGGCGACAAGGUACUGGCUGAGUUCAUUACCGAGCUCGGCCGCGACGCCCCCUCGGUCGCCGAUUUCGAUGCCAAGCUCAAGGCCAACGGCGCCGACCUCCCCGACUACUUCGUCCGCACGCUCCUCACCAUCAUCCACGCCAUCCUCCCGCCGCCCUCCCAUAACCCUAGCUCCGCCGCCUCGCAGUCCAACUCCAAGUACCGCGCGCUCUCGCGCCCCGACGACGCAGAUCGCGCCCGCGAGCUCCGCCUCGAGCUUGAGCGUGAUGCCAAUGCCACAGCGGCGACCACCCCUGCCCCUUCCAGGGACCGCAGUCGCGAUGACCGCUCUCGGGACCGUGACCAUGACCGCACGCGUGAUGAACGCGGACGGGAUCGUGACCAUGGCCGCAGUCGUGACAGAGACCGCGGGCGUGGUGAUUGCAGCCAUAACCGUGACCGAGCACAUGAUGACCGUGGCCAGGAUCGUAACCAUGACCGAGGCUGUGAACAUGAUCAUGGCUGGGACAGGGAUCGAGACCGUGGUCGCGACAGAGACCGGGAGGGAGAUCGGGACGGUAAUGGUCGGAGGGCCCAGGACCGCCUCCAGCAAAGGGACAGGGAUACUGGCAAGGCCCAUGGAAGGAGCAGGAGGUAUGUGGAUGAGGAGGAGGGACAGCAGGAAAGGGCUGGAGGAAGGAAGACAGAGAAUACCCUGACAAAUUCAAGUGGCGAGCCUGAGCUUUACCAGGUGUACAGGGGGAGGGUGACCCGUGUAAUGGACACCGGUUGCUUUGUCAAGCUUGAGGAUGUUCGUGGUGGCCGUGAGGGACUUGUUCAUGUAUCGCAGAUGGCAAGCAGACGGAUAGCCAAUGCAAAGGAGGUGGUGAAGCGUGAUCAGGAGGUGUUCGUGAAGGUAGUUUCGGUAAAGGGAGAUAAGUUGAGUCUCUCACUGAGGGAUGUGGAUCAGGAUACAGGAAAGGACCUUCUGCCAAUGCAGCGUGGUGUGGAGGAUGCUCCAAGGACUAACCCAUCUGUUGGUAGUGCUGCUGCUGCUGGGUCUGGAAGGAGGUUGGGUCUAUCGGGGAUUGUGAUUACAGAGGAGGAUGAGGUUGCACCCAUCUCGCGGCGUCCCCUCAAGCGGAUGAGCUCACCGGAGAGGUGGGAAGCGAAGCAGCUAAUUGCUUCGGGUGUUCUCGAUGUGAGGGAUUACCCACAGUUUGAUGAGGAUGGUGAUGGAAUGUUGUAUCAGGAGGAAGGCGCAGAGGAGGAGUUGGAGAUUGAGCUUAAUGAGGAUGAACCAGAGUUCUUGCAGGGACAAAGCAGAUUCUCAAUUGACAUGUCACCUGUUAAGAUUUUCAAGAAUCCAGAGGGUUCAUUAAGUCGAGCAGCAGCUCUCCAGACUGCCCUCAUCAAGGAGCGCCGUGAGGUUAGAGAACAAGAGCAGAGAGCAAUGCUGGACUCGAUACCCAAGGAUCUGAAUAGGCCAUGGGAGGACCCAAUGCCCGACACAGGUGAGCGACACCUUGCACAGGAGCUUAGAGGUGUUGGUCUAUCAGCUUAUGACAUGCCAGAAUGGAAGAAGGAAGCAUAUGGAAAAGCUUUAACGUUUGGGCAAAGGUCAAAGCUUUCAAUACAAGAUCAGAGGCAAACUCUUCCAAUAUACAAGUUGAAGAAAGAGUUGAUUCAAGCUGUGCAUGAUAAUCAAGUUUUAGUUGUUAUCGGAGAAACUGGCUCUGGAAAGACAACGCAGGUGACACAAUAUUUGGCUGAAGCUGGUUAUACCACAAGGGGUAAAAUUGGCUGUACUCAACCUCGUAGGGUGGCUGCAAUGUCUGUUGCAAAGAGAGUGGCAGAAGAAUUUGGCUGUCGACUGGGAGAGGAAGUUGGUUAUGCCAUUCGCUUUGAGGAUUGCACUGGCCCAGAAACUGUGAUAAAAUACAUGACCGAUGGAAUGCUUCUGCGUGAAAUUUUAGUUGAUGAGAACCUUUCCCAGUAUUCAGUAGUCAUGCUUGAUGAAGCGCACGAAAGGACCAUCCACACAGAUGUUCUCUUCGGUUUGCUGAAGCAGCUUGUUAAGCGUAGACCUGACAUGAGGCUUAUUGUUACUUCUGCUACCCUUGAUGCUGAAAAGUUCUCUGGGUAUUUCUUCAACUGCAACAUCUUCACAAUUCCGGGAAGAACAUUCCCAGUGGAGAUACUCUACACCAAACAACCAGAAAGUGACUACUUGGAUGCUGCAUUGAUUACCGUGCUGCAGAUCCACUUGACAGAGCCAGAGGGUGAUAUCCUUGUUUUCUUGACUGGUCAAGAGGAGAUUGAUCAUGCCUGUCAAUGUUUAUAUGAGAGGAUGAAAGGGCUGGGAAAGGAUGUUCCUGAGCUCAUAAUUUUGCCUGUGUAUAGCGCUCUGCCUAGUGAAAUGCAGUCAAAGAUCUUUGAGCCAGCUCCACCUGGGAAGAGGAAGGUGGUCGUAGCCACCAAUAUUGCUGAAGCUUCUUUAACCAUUGAUGGCAUAUAUUAUGUCAUCGACCCUGGCUUCGCCAAAAUCAAUGUUUAUAAUUCAAAACAAGGGCUUGAUUCAUUGGUCAUCACUCCAAUCUCACAAGCAUCGGCAAAACAAAGAGCAGGGCGUGCUGGCCGUACUGGACCAGGCAAAUGUUAUCGUCUAUACACUGAAAGUGCUUACCGCAAUGAAAUGUCACCAACGACGAUUCCAGAAAUUCAAAGGAUCAAUUUGGGCUCUACAGUUCUUAAUAUGAAGGCAAUGGGGAUAAAUGACCUACUAUCCUUUGAUUUUAUGGACCCCCCAGCACCCCAAGCACUUAUCUCUGCUAUGGAACAGCUUUACAGCCUUGGCGCUCUUGAUGAGGAGGGCCUUCUUACCAAACUGGGAAGAAAAAUGGCUGAAUUUCCACUGGAUCCACCACUUUCAAAGAUGCUACUAGCUAGCGUCGACCUUGGAUGCAGUGAUGAGAUACUGACUAUUAUAGCGAUGAUUCAAACGGGGAAUAUUUUCUAUAGGCCUAGAGAAAAACAGGCUCAAGCUGAUCAGAAAAGGGCCAAAUUUUUCCAGCCAGAGGGAGAUCAUCUUACCCUACUUGCUGUAUAUGAGGCUUGGAAAGCAAAGAACUUUUCAGGGCCCUGGUGCUUUGAGAACUUUGUUCAGUCAAGAUCGCUAAGGAGAGCACAAGAUGUCAGAAAGCAGCUUCUAACUAUCAUGGAUAGAUAUAAGUUGGAUGUUAUCGCUGCUGGGAAGAACUUCAUGAAAAUAAGGAAAGCAAUCACUGCCGGCUUCUUUUUCCAUGCUGCCAGGAAAGAUCCCCAGGAAGGCUACAGAACCUUGGUGGAGAACCAGCCAGUGUACAUUCACCCAAGCAGUGCGCUGUUCCAGCGCCAACCAGAUUGGGUCAUUUACCACGAGCUUGUAAUGACGACCAAGGAGUAUAUGAGGGAGGUGACCGUGGUUGACCCGAAAUGGUUAGUGGAGUUAGCGCCAAGAUUCUACAAGGGCGCAGAUCCAACCAAGAUGAGCAAGAGGAAGCGACAGGAAAGGAUUGAGCCUCUGUACGACAGGUACCACGAGCCCAACUCAUGGCGUCUCAGCAAGCGCCGAGCUUGAUGGUCCAUCAUACCCUACCACAAGUUUUGGCGGAACUGUAAAUAUUUGUGCUCUGCUCCUAGACACUGUUGCACUAGGUAUUUCUACCUACCGGAGUCUUAUUCCUGGAUACCGUUUUAUCUUGAGACUAGUUGUAUGGAUAUUUACAGUUCAGCGCUCGACCAUUACUGGGUGAUUCAGUUUUUCCAGUUUCGGAUAAUUUAGAUAAUACUACCUUUGUUUC
This is a messenger RNA of Triticum urartu, 4055 nucleotides long. Its product is annotated as ATP-dependent RNA helicase. Gene Ontology annotation, cellular component: catalytic step 2 spliceosome; intracellular anatomical structure. Gene Ontology annotation, biological process: mRNA splicing, via spliceosome; spliceosomal complex disassembly. NCBI's taxonomy places the organism in Eukaryota, Viridiplantae, Streptophyta, Magnoliopsida, Poales, Poaceae. The record is from RefSeq and is a predicted model, not a curated record. Gene Ontology annotation, molecular function: ATP binding; RNA helicase activity; RNA binding.